Folsomia candida is the source of this 4517-nucleotide messenger RNA. Its product is annotated as methionine synthase. The record is from RefSeq and is a predicted model, not a curated record. Gene Ontology annotation, molecular function: cobalamin binding; methionine synthase activity; zinc ion binding. Lineage: Eukaryota; Metazoa; Arthropoda; Collembola; Entomobryomorpha; Isotomidae. Gene Ontology annotation, biological process: pteridine-containing compound metabolic process. The transcript is spliced from 29 exons. Bases 617 to 4357 code for a protein of 1246 amino acids.
CUGUAUCCACAAUCCAGUCAGUCGGUGAGCUGUCAUUCCUGCAGCUCGUUCUUUUUUUAACUUUUUACAUAUUUUUUUUAACCUUUAUUUCAUACUAAUUGUGUAUUUUUUCUAAAGGAGUGUUUUAUGGCUCUAUUUUAAUCUUUAAUGUGAGAUAAAUACGGAUCACGGUGUAUCUGAUUCCUGCUCAAAUAUAUAGGUAGGAAUUGAAGCAACCACCUGUUGUGUAGCAGACUUGAAGAGAUUCUCCUCAAUGAAUGAUAUCGUAAUUUAAUUGUGUAAUUGUGUUCACCGUCGUGGUCUAAUUGUGAGACAACUCCUAGAAUUAAAUUCAAGGUGGAAUCAAUCAGUGGGAUUGUGAUUGAACAUUGGAUCGUCAAACAAGAAUCACCCUCUGCCUGCGUGUCAGUCUGUUCUGCUCAACUUCUUUUAUCAGUACAAGACCGGUAUCAAAGCCAGAAUUGCCUUAGAGUAGAAUAGAGAAUAAAUUUUGUUCACCAGACCAGGCUAGUCAGAUACAUAGCUGUACUACUACAAUUUCCAAACCACGUUGUGUCCACUUUGAAGUUUAAUUUGUACGAGAGUCAAAGAAACUAAUAAUUUGUGAAAUAUCAUCAUGGUGGAGCUCAAAACGGGAGAAAAUCUCGCGUCGGAUCUGACAAAAAGGAUCCUGAUUAUCGAUGGAGCAAUGGGUACAAUGAUUCAAAGAGAAAAAUUAGAAGAAGAAGAUUUCAGAGGAGAACGCUUCAAAGAUCACUCGAAAUCCUUGAAAGGAAAUAAUGAUUUGCUCUGUAUUACUCAGCCAAGAAUAAUAAUUGACAUUCAUAAGAAAUACUUGGAAGCUGGUGCAGAUAUAUUGGAGACCAAUACGUUCUCGGGGACAAGGAUUGCUCAGUUGGAUUAUGCCACUCAGGACAUUGCGUAUGAACUUAAUCUCGAAGCAGCGAAAUUGGCCAAGCAAGCUGUCAAGGAAUAUCUGGAAGAAAAUAAAGGAGAAUCAGGAAAAUACGUAGCUGGAGCUUUAGGACCCACGAAUAGAACGCUAUCCAUUUCUCCAUCGGUUGAGAAGCCAGAGUAUAGAAAUAUAACUUUUGAUGAACUAAAAGAUGCGUACAAGGAACAAGCUAAAGGUCUCUUGGAUGGGCUCGUUGAUAUUCUACUCGUCGAAACCAUUUUCGACACGGCCAAUUCAAAAGCUGCUCUUUUUGCCAUACAGGAGCUGUUUGAGGAGGAAGGAUAUUCUCCCGUGCCGAUUAUGAUUUCUGGAACUAUUGUAGACAAAAGUGGAAGAACGCUAUCAGGGCAAACUCCUGAAGCGUUUGUGAUAAGCGUGACGCACUCCAACCCCAUGGCAAUUGGGCUAAAUUGUGCCCUUGGAGCGUCAGAAAUGAGACCAUUUAUAAAAAGGCUUGGCGAUAUGACGGACAAAUUUGUAAUUUGCUACCCAAAUGCUGGUCUUCCCAAUACCUUCGGCGAGUAUGAUGAAACGCCAGAAAAUAUGGCUGAAACUUUAAAGGGAUUUGCUGAGGACGGAAUAUUCAACAUUGUUGGUGGUUGUUGUGGAACUACUCCUGCUCACAUUCGAGCCAUCGCUAACGCCGUGAAGAACAUUAGUCCUCGUGAAUCGGGUCAUAAGAGGUUCAGUGACGACAUGAUGCUCUCAGGACUAGAACCAAUGAGAAUUGGGUUAAACACAAACUUUGUAAAUAUUGGUGAACGAUGCAAUGUCGCUGGGUCCAGGAUGUUUUGUCGACUCAUAAAGGACGGGAAAUAUGAUGAAGCCCUUAGUGUUGCAAAGAAGCAGGUUGAAAACGGAGCCCAAGUUUUGGAUAUUAAUAUGGAUGAAGGAAUGUUGGAUGGCGUAUUUGCGAUGGGUAAAUUUGUCAAUUUGAUAUCCUCAGAGCCAGAGAUUUCAAAGGUUCCAUUAUGUAUUGACUCGUCAAAUUUCAACGUAAUUUUGGCCGGAUUAAAAUGCACUCAAGGAAAGUGCAUUGUUAACUCGAUUUCCUUGAAGGAAGGUGAAGUUGACUUUGUAGCAAAAGCAAAGGUUGUAAAGAGAUUUGGGGCAGCAGUUGUGGUCAUGGCCUUUGAUGAACAAGGGCAAGCAACUGAAGUGGACAGAAAGUUGGAGAUUUGUGAACGAUCUUUUCGAAUUUUGGUGGAUAAAGUAGGAUUCAAUCCCAACGAUGUCAUCUUUGAUCCAAACAUUCUCACGUUAGGGACUGGCAUGGAGGAGCACAAUGAGUAUGGAAAAAACUUUAUCGAAGCGUGUACUGCAAUCAAGAAAAGAUGUCCAGGAUGCAGAAUUAGCGGCGGAGUUUCCAAUAUUUCGUUUUCCUUUAGAGGAAAUGACCUUGUUCGUGAAGCCAUGCACUCAGUAUUUUUGUACCAUGCAAUUAAGGCGGGUAUGGAUAUGGGAAUCGUGAACGCAGGAAUGCUUCCAUUAUAUGACGACAUUGACAAAAAAUUGUUGCAGCUCUCUGAAGAUAUUCUAUGGAAUAAGGAUCCUGAAGCAACUGAAAAAUUGCUAGAAUAUGCUCAAUCAAAUGCGAAAACAGCUAAAAAGGAAGAAAAGGAGGCAGAGUGGCGAACAUUAAAUGUAAAAGAGCGUUUGGCACAUGCGCUCGUUAAGGGAAUUGAUCAGUAUAUUAUUGAGGACACAGAAGAAUGUCGUCCCUUGUAUGGCCACCCUCUGAACGUUAUUGAAGGACCAUUAAUGGACGGUAUGGGACAAGUCGGAGAUUUGUUUGGUUCCGGAAAAAUGUUUUUACCUCAAGUGAUAAAAUCAGCACGAGUGAUGAAGAAAGCAGUGGCAUACCUGAUUCCAUUUAUCGAGGAAGCAAAUAAAUCGCAGUCGCAGGAGGCCCACAAUCACGGAACAGUUGUCCUUGCCACGGUCAAAGGGGAUGUGCAUGAUAUUGGGAAAAAUAUUGUUGGGGUUGUAUUAGGAUGCAAUAAUUACAGAGUAAUUGAUUUGGGAGUAAUGUGUCCGUGUGACAAGAUUUUAGAGGUAGCCAUCAAGGAAAAGGCUGACAUUGUUGGAUUAUCGGGCCUUAUUACACCAUCGCUCGACGAAAUGAUUUAUGUGGCAAAAGAAAUGGAACGCCUCCAUUUCCAAGUUCCGUUAUUAAUUGGAGGAGCCACAACGUCCAAGCAACAUACUGCAGUGAAAAUUGCUCCUCGAUAUAAAAAUCCAGUUGUGCAUGUGCUUGAUGCAUCGAAGAGUGUGUCUGUGUGUUCCGCCCUAUUGGAUAAAGUGAAUCGCGACACAUUCUUGGAAGAUAUCAAAGAUGAAUAUGAAGACAUUCGAGAAGACCAUUAUGAUAAUCUUAAAGAAAGGAAAUACUUGUCGAUUGAAAAAGCAAGGGAAAAGAAAUUGAAUAUCAAUUGGAAUGAUUAUCGUCCCACAACACCUUCUUUACUUGGAACUGCGGUCUAUAAAAAUUAUGAUCUAAAUAAACUGUUGGAUUACAUUGAUUGGAAGCCGUUCUUUGAUGUGUGGCAACUCAGAGGAAAAUACCCGCACAGGGGGUUUCCAAAGUUGUUUAACGAUCCUACAAUUGGUCAAGAAGCUAAACGAGUUUAUGACGAAGCUCAAAAGAUGCUUGGUGAAUUCAUUAAAACCAAGAGUUUAGCAGCACAUGGAAUUGUGGGAUUUUAUCCUGCAAAUAGUAAAGGAGACGAUAUUUUAAUCUACGCACCUGGUAGUGAAACCGGAUCUGAGCCGAUAGCAGUCUUUCACGGUCUUCGUCAACAAGCCGAGAAGGAAGUUAGUACCGAGCCGUAUUUAUGCUUGUCAGACUUUAUCGCCCCUGUGGAGUCAGGCAUUGCUGAUUACAUUGGAGUAUUCGCCGUGUCUGCUGGAUUUGGGUGUUCCGAAAUCGUUGGAAAGUUUGAGAAAAACUUGGACGAUUACAACUCCAUUAUGGCAAAAGCUAUUGCUGACAGGUUGGCAGAAGCGUUUGCUGAAGAAUUACAUCUCCGAGUUCGAACCGAGUUAUGGGGUUACAAUUCCAAAGAAGCCCUCGAAGCUGGAGAUUUACUAAGUAUAAAAUACGAAGGAAUACGCCCUGCUCCGGGUUAUCCCAGCCAGCCCGACCACACGGAGAAGAAGACCAUGUGGAAGUUGUUAAAUAUCGAAAAAGAUACAGGAAUAACGCUGACCGACUCGCUGGCGAUGGAACCAGCAGCUUCGGUGUGCGGUUUAUAUUUUAGCCAUCCUAAAAGCACUUAUUUUGCGGUUGGAAAAAUACAAAAGGACCAAAUUCAAGAUUACUCCACCCGAAAGGAAAUGGGAGUGCCAGAAAUAGAAAAGUGGCUCAACAUCCAACUGGCGUACGAUCGAGAUGAAGAGUAGUAUUAAGUUAACAACAAACGUUUUCAAUUCAUCCAUUAGUAUUUCAAUUUGCAACUGUUUUGUUAAAUAGUUUAAAGGUUAAUAUUGUGUUGUAUGCAUACAUACUCGGUGAUUUCAUGAUCUAUUUUGCCAAAUCGGAAAUAUAUAUCUUAUCUAACAA